GGAAAAGCGCAGGUGACUCUCCUCGACUGUCACGAACUCCAGGUAGUGAGCCACGAGCCGCCGUAGAGAGUGGGUGUAUCGCGCAUGCGGUGUCUUCGUCAGGCCCCUCCCCCUACCCCCCCAGUCCCUCCCCCAGCCACCCCGACCACGUGCGUACGACUUGUAAAUAGAAAACGAAAAAAGAGAAUAACAGCGCGUAUGGAAGGCUAUGAUGAAAGCUUUCGGAAUCGUCUGUGCGAAAGAAAAACUCUGGAACAGGAAGGCUCCACACUGCGGCUCCAGGAGAGGCUCAAUCACGUUAUGAGAAAACCACAUGACGGUCCAUGAGACUCUAUGACACCUACCGGAAGCUACAUGACGUCACGAUAACGGAACGAAGAAGAAGAAGACGAAAAAAAAGACGAAAGGAUGACCAGUGUCAUUUUUGUCCUACACCUUACUUUGGUGUUCUUUCUGUCAGUCAAAGGAUGUACGGCUAAUGGAGUUUGGGACGACAAAGGGCGUCCUGCACUUCAGGGAUUCGACGUGUACAUCCGGGAGGACCCAGGCGACCUCGGGGGACCUCAUGGAACCCAGGACCCACGUCAUGGCGACCGCGGGUUCGACGGAACAAGCACAAUCCACGACCUCGCCUCGGGCAUCGUCAGGCGGUUCUUCACUGAUGCCGGGUCGUUACGCCAAGCCAGAGACAUCAGUUUAUUAAGUGAACGUCUGGCAGACAUCCUCCUGCUCUUGGCGAGUGAUCUGAGACUAAGCAGAAGCAAGAGACACGGCCAGACGAAGGAAGACAGAGGGUCGAGUUUCGAAGCGAGGAACAGGUCCUUCUCCGCUCAAUCUGUCGCCGAGCCCAGGUUUGCCUUCUUCCCUUCCCUCGACGCCUGGCUGGACGAGCUCCAGUCCACCUUCAAGCGGGACAUGAUUUUCAACGUGGCCAAAGUCGGGGGAAUCGCCUUCCUCUACUAUUUCGCGCCCGGGGUCCUCACGUGGAUCGAGUCAACGUUCGGGUUCUGAGGCCUCAUGGCGGUUCUGAGGCCUCAUGGCGGUUCUGAGGCUUCGUGGCGGUUCACAGGGUCGAAGCAGCGGCACACACGACGCUGUUUAAAACGAACAACGAGCUUGUGUCUUACAUCUUGGUACAUAAUUCAGAAAUGUCGUGUAGCCUGAGACAUACCUAAGUUUCUGUUAACCGUGACUUCAGCCAGAUGGUCCGUGAACAAACCCUGAACAUCGUAAAGCGUCAGUCGUCCGUGCAGUGACAGUGGUCCGUGGUGCGUCAGAGGCCGUUCUCUGGUGGCUAUAACACGGUGACUCAUUUGAACAGUGGAAAAGCUGUUAUAAUAUGGACGAUAGUGUUUGAUUGGUGCCUACAGAAUACCAUGAAGACUACCAAUAAAGAAAUAAAAGAGGUAGUUAACACAGUGCCGUCUUUUAAAUGGAAACCAGAAAUUAUUGUGUGACAGUAGUGUUUAGCCAGCAGUGAUAGAAAAACAAAUUUUGUCAGUGUUUCCGAAUAAAGAAGUGUAAAUGAAAACGGAAAAGUGAUAUUAAGGUGUCGCUGUUUUUUCCCUUAAUUAUGAAAUGCCGCUUAAUGACAAAUACUGA
This is a messenger RNA of Penaeus vannamei (Pacific white shrimp), 1602 nucleotides long. RefSeq lists its product as uncharacterized. The record is from RefSeq and is a predicted model, not a curated record. Lineage: Eukaryota; Metazoa; Arthropoda; Malacostraca; Decapoda; Penaeidae.